CCCGCUCCUGCUGCAGUCAGUUCUCAUCCGGUCCAGCCAACAUGAGUUUCACGGUAGACCACCACCUUUUCGGCCCGACCUCGUACCGCAAGGCUCGGCCUGCCUCGGUGUCUUCCAGCGGCUUUCACUCCCAGCGCCGCCGCCCCACCUACAGCCAGCCAUCCUCCGUGGACGGCUUGGAGACCUUCAAUGGCGACAUGACACGGAGGAACGAGAAGGAGAUUCUGCAGACUCUGAAUGACCGGUUCGCCGGCUACAUCGACAAGGUGCGUAACCUGGAGAUGCACAACCGCAACUUGGAGGCAGAAGCGGCAGCUCUGCGGCAGAACCAGGCCGGGCGCGCCACGGUCGGGGAGCACUACGAGCGAGAGCUGGGCGACCUGAGGGGUCUCCUGCAGCAGCUGACCGGGGAGAAGUCCCGCGCAGCUCUAGAGCACGAGCACCUGGAAGAGGACAUCCAGCACCUGCGGGUCAGGCUGGAGGAUGAGGCGCGCAACCGGGAAGAGUUGGAAGCUGCUGCGCGCGCCAUGAAGAAGUACGUUGAGGAGUGCCGGCUGGCGCGGAUGGAGCUGGACAAGAAGCUUCGUGCCCUGGAGGAAGAGGACGUUUUCCUGAAGAAGAACCACGAGGAAGAAGUGGCCGAGCUCCUCGAGCAGAUUCACGGCGCGCAGGUGAGCUUCGACAUGCGAGACACUCACAAGGCGGACGUCACCGGCGCACUGCGAGAGAUCCGCGCGCAGCUGGACGGUCACGCAUCCAAGAGCUCAACGCACGCGGAGGAAUGGUUCAAAGUGCGCAUGGAGCAUCUGUCUGAAGCUGCUCGGUCCAACCAAGGUGCAAUUCGUGGAAGCCAGGAGGAGAUCGUAGACUACCGCCGUCAGCUCCAGAGCCGCAUGAUUGAGCUGGAGACUCUUCGGGGAACCAAGGAGUCGCUGGAGAGGCAGUGUAUGGAAAGUGAAGACAGACACCACGAUGAUCUCAACUCCCUACAGGAGACCAUCAACCAGCUGGACAAUGAGCUGAAAACCACCAAAUGGGAGAUGGCCAGCCAGCUGAAAGACUAUCAGGAGCUGCUGAAUGUGAAGAUGGCUUUAGAUAUUGAGAUUGCUGCUUAUAGGAAGUUACUGGAGGGAGAGGAGAAUCGCUUCGUGUCAGGAGGAGGUCCGUACUCUUACCUGGAGAGCAGAAUCUCUUCCCACUUGAAAGUGAAAAGUGAGGAGAUCUCAGAUACAGUCAUAGUGGAGGAACAGACAGAUGAGACCCAGGUUACAGAGGUGACAGAGGAGGCAGAUGAAGAGGAAGAGAAAGAAGAAGAGGAAGACGAAGGCGAGGAAACCAAAGAAGAGGAGGAAGGAGAUGAGGAAGGAGAAGAUAAGGAGGAGGAAGGAGAGGGAGAAGUAGAGAAGGAGGAAGAAAAGGGAGAGGAGAAGGAUGAGGAGAAGGGUGAGGAGGGAGAGGAGAAGGGUGAGGAAGAGGAGGCAGGUGAGGAAGAGGAUAAGUCUGAAUCUCCAGAAAAGGCUGCAUCCCCUCUGCCUAAAUCUCCUGCUGUCAAAUCACCCGUGUCUAAAUCUCCACCAAAAUCACCAGAAUCUAAAUCACCAGAAUCUAAAUCACCAGAAUCUAAAUCCCCGAUGCCCAAAUCCCCGAUGCCCAAAUCACCGGCCAAGUCGCCUGCAGUCAAAUCCCCAGCAGGAGAUGAGUCAAAGUCACCUGUGUCAAAAUCCCCACCCAGCAAAUCCCCUGAAUCUAAAUCUCCUCGUCCCAAAAGCCCUGAACCAGAGUCUCCAGAGAAAGAGAAGGCCAAGCCUGCCGCUGCCAAAGACGCACCUAAAGAGGAGAAAAAAGAGGAGAAGCCUCAGCCUGUCAAAGAAGAGAAGAAGGAGAAAGAACAACCUGUGAAGGAGGAGAAAAAGAAGGAGGAGCCCAAGGAGAAAGAGCCAGAGAAGGCGGACAAAGCCGAUACAAAGAAAGAGAGCAAGGAAGACGAAGCGCCAAAAGUGGAUGACGCUUCGAAGCCGGCUGCUCCCAGCAAGCCCUCAGAGGACAAACCUGCCCCCAAGUCUGAGCCUAAAGAGAGUGCUCCCCCCGCCAAGGAGGACAAACCCUCUGCUCCUAAAUCAGAGAAGGCCGAGCCGGAGCCAAAGCCUACCCCUAAGGCAGAGCCCGAGAAAACAGAGGGCAAGAAGGAGGAGAAGAAGCCAGAGGAGAAGUCUGCACCUAAAGCCGAACCCGAGAAAACUGAGAGCAAGAAAGAUGAGAAGAAGCCAGAGGCAAAAAAGGAGACUAGUAAAGAAGAGAGUAAGGAGGUGAAGGACGGAGGGAAGGACGGAGGGAAGGCGGAGAAAUCUUCUGGCACGGAGGCGAAGGAGAGCAAGGAGGAGAAGGCCAAGAAGUGAGACCGAUAAGCUGUGAUGGAGGAGAGGAGGAGAUGCCAAAGAACUCUUUGGAGGAGGGGAGGUUAAAGAGCAUGUGGAAGGGGCUGGAUGUAGCCAGCUGCUCAGACGGGCGCUUUAAUGUCCAAAGCAAAGCAGGUGAUGGUAUGUAAGCAAUAGUGAUUUCUGUAGCAAAUAACCCCAUGCUCCCUAAGUAUGGCCAUUACACACCCCUGAUGCUUCUGAUGUAUGACUGUAGUGAAUGCAGAAUGCCCUCAACUCUUUAUCUGAAUGUGACAACUGCCCUUAAUUAAUGACAAGUGCAUUUAAAAUGAAUCCCGCUGACGGGGACCGCUACACACGCCUUUUAAGGGUUAGAGAUGUCAAUAUAUAAUAUAUAUAUAAUAAUGUAAAGCUAAAGAUUGUGACAGACAUUGACUAUAAAAACAUAUAUUUAAGGAGAUACAAAUCACUAUAUUAUAUUUACAGAUACAUCAGUAAGAAAGACUUGAAUUUUGCUUGUUGUGCACCUUAAUGCAGCUUCUCCUGACAGGUGAAGUCUCACUCUUCUGGUCUGCAAUGUUAGGACAAUGAUGAGUAUGUGUUACGUAUUUACUGCUGAGAAUAUGCAAUAUGAAACAUAAAUAAAGAAUGAUAAAUCAAACACAAAA
Anarrhichthys ocellatus (wolf-eel) is the source of this 3043-nucleotide messenger RNA. Its product is annotated as neurofilament medium polypeptide. NCBI's taxonomy places the organism in Eukaryota, Metazoa, Chordata, Actinopteri, Perciformes, Anarhichadidae. Gene Ontology annotation, biological process: axon development; intermediate filament bundle assembly. The record is from RefSeq and is a predicted model, not a curated record. Gene Ontology annotation, molecular function: structural constituent of postsynaptic intermediate filament cytoskeleton. The transcript has 4 exons. Gene Ontology annotation, cellular component: neurofilament; axon. The coding region runs from base 42 to 2396 and encodes 784 amino acids.